Molecule: messenger RNA, 1386 nt
Organism: Acanthisitta chloris (rifleman)
Lineage: Eukaryota; Metazoa; Chordata; Aves; Passeriformes; Acanthisittidae
Product: interleukin-1 receptor-associated kinase 4-like
Biological process (GO): protein phosphorylation; signal transduction
Molecular function (GO): magnesium ion binding; ATP binding; protein serine/threonine kinase activity
Source: RefSeq, a predicted model, not a curated record
AUGAACCAGCCCGUGACGAGCUCCACGUUCGUUCGUUGCCUGAGCUAUGGUCUCCUGAGGCGGCUGGCAGACCUGAUCGACCCGCAGGAAGGGGGGAAGAAGCUUGAAAGCGACGCGUCUGGUGAAAGCAGAUACAGCCAGAUGCAUAUCAGGAGAUUUGAAGCAUUUGUACAAAUGGGAAAGAGCCCAACGUGUGAAUUGCUUUAUGACUGGGGAACGACAAACUGUACAGUUGCUGAUCUUGUGGAUCUGCUGAUUAGGAAUCAAUUCCUAGCACCAGCAAGCCUUUUGCUUCCAGAAGCUGUAAAGAUGCCACAAGAAGCUACAUUACCUCUUUAUUCACAGGAAACUUUGCCUAUGCAUGAGAAACAACUACCUGUACAGGAAAAAGAAGUGGCAUCUGUAAAGCCUGUUUUGGCUCAGAGUACUGAGAAGCAACAUUCAGCUCCUUCCCACUUAAGUCAGGAAAAUAGCAGCUCACAGUCCAGUAACACAGAUUUCCAUAAUUUUUUGUUCCAUGACUUGGAAAGCAUUACAAAUAACUUUGAUGCCCGACCAGAAUCAGCUGGAGGUAACAAACUGGGAGAAGGUGGCUUUGGUGUUGUGUUCAAAGGCUACAUCAAUGGCAGAAAUGUGGCUGUCAAGAAGCUUGUUGCUAUGGUUGAUGUCAGUGUUCAGGACUUGAAACAGCAAUUUGAACAAGAAAUAAACAUAAUGGCAAAGUGUCAGCAUGAAAAUCUAGUAGAAUUACUUGGUUUCUCAAGUGAUGGUGCUCAGCCAUGUCUGGUGUAUGAAUACAUGCCCAAUGGUUCAUUGCUUGACAGACUUGCUUGUCUGGACAACUCUCCACCAAUUUCUUGGAAUACAAGAUGUAAAAUUGUUCAAGGUACAGCAAAUGGCAUCAACUUUUUGCAUGAAAAUAAUCAUAUUCACAGAGAUAUUAAAAGUGCAAAUAUCUUAUUAACUGAUACAUACAUGCCCAAAAUUUCUGACUUUGGCCUUUCAAGAGCAUCUGUAACAUUCACACAGACAAUCAUGACUGAAAGAAUUGUUGGAACAGCAGCCUACAUGGCACCCGAAGCUCUGCGAGGAGAGAUAACACCAAAGUCUGACAUCUUCAGUUUUGGAGUAGUCUUGCUAGAAAUUAUAACGGGUCUUCCUCCAAUAGAUGAAAACAGGGAGCCACAGUUACUGUUAGGUAUCAAAGAUGAAAUUGAGGAUGAGGAAGCAACUAUUGAGGAUUAUGUUGAUAAAAAGAUGAGUGACUGGGAUGUACCUUCAGUCCAUAAAAUGUAUUCAAUUGCCCAGAGAUGUCUGAAUGACAAAAAAAACAGAAGGCCAGACAUUAAGAUGGUCCAACAGCAUCUCGAAGAGAUGAAAAAUUGA